This is a messenger RNA of Drosophila eugracilis, 3451 nucleotides long. RefSeq names its product YTH domain-containing protein 1 (gene Ythdc1). The transcript is spliced from 3 exons. Gene Ontology annotation, molecular function: N6-methyladenosine-containing RNA reader activity; mRNA binding. Gene Ontology annotation, cellular component: nucleoplasm. Bases 139 to 2289 code for a protein of 716 amino acids. Lineage: Eukaryota; Metazoa; Arthropoda; Insecta; Diptera; Drosophilidae. The record is from RefSeq and is a predicted model, not a curated record. Gene Ontology annotation, biological process: mRNA splicing, via spliceosome; regulation of alternative mRNA splicing, via spliceosome.
AUCGCCAAUUCGUCGCCGCUGUGACGCAGAAUUUGUGUGUAAAGACUUGUAAAAUUGGUGUAAUUUCGCAUUCAAAAAACGAAUAAUUGCGGUGAAAACUGGAUAAGAAGUGGCGCUAAACCGGUGUCCACACAUUUAAUGCCUAGAGCAGCCAGUAAACAAACGCUGCCGAUGCGAGAGAUGGCGGACUUGGAUGCAGUGCACCUCGGUCUGGACGAAAACGAAGCGGACAUUGCCGAAGAACUUCAGGACUUUGAGUUCAAUACAAGGAGUGAGGCUUCCGAAUCAAAUGGCGGGGAUUCCUCGGAUUCUGAACCCAGUAUCAGCUCUGUUAGCACUGCCACAUCGUCUCUGGUAGGUAGUAGCAAACGAAAGACGAAGAAGCAAGCCAAGGAAAGUCCUCAACCGACAGUGGACACCAAAUCCUCAAAGUCCUCCUCCAAGAACAAAGGCAAAAGGGAGCCCACGCCUGAAGAGCUGAAUGGUGGCAAGAAAAAAAAGCGCACGGGCAGUGAAUCAAAAAAAACCACUUCCUCUGAGCCUGUUGACAAAGUCAAGGCCAAAUCCCCUCCUGCAGAGGAGCGUCAACCGCCUGCCAAGAAGUCGCGCAAUAAGAAGCCCUCCAGUACCAACGAUUCCAGCGGCCACAAAAGCGAUGCCAGCGAGGCCGAGGACGAAAAACCAACUCUUCCAGCUCUAGAAUCUGACAGCGAGUCCUCUGACUCUGAUUCGGGAACACAGCAUAAGAGAAACGGUGGUAAUGGAGGCGGCAAUGGUCGUGGCAAAGCCAGUUCCAAGGGCUCCACGCCCGAAAAGGAUUCUGGCGGCGGCGGAACACAGUCACAUUCGCAAAAGGGUUACGACUACAUGACCAAGCUUAACUACCUUUUCCGGGAUACGAGAUUCUUCCUUAUUAAGUCGAACAACAGCGACAACGUCCAACUGUCUAAAAAUAAAAGUGUGUGGGCCACGCUGCCGCAGAACGACGCCAAUCUUAACCAAGCCUUCAAAGAGGCCAGGAACGUGCUGCUCAUCUUUUCGGUGAACGAGAGUGGAAAAUUUGCAGGUUUUGCUCGAAUGUCCGCCCCAUCCCGGCGGGACAUUCCGCAGGUAGCCUGGGUAUUGCCACCUAGUAUUUCCCCCAAGGCGCUGGGCGGAGUCAUCGAACUUGACUGGAUCUGCCGCAAGGAGCUGUCCUUCAACGCCACCCUGCACCUGCACAACACAUGGAACGAAGGAAAGCCAGUGAAGAUUGGUCGUGACGGCCAGGAGAUCGAGCCCAAGAUCGGUGGAGAGCUGUGUCGCCUUUUCCCCGAGGAUGAGCAGAUCGAACUCACCCCAAUACUUAAGAAAUCCAAGGAGACCGCCCGAGUAAUGCGGGAAAAAGGCAUUCACGUGAUCUACAAGCCACCCAGGAGUCUCUCUUCCCGUGGCCAUGGAGGAGGUCGAGGCGGUGGCAGGGGAGCUGGUCACGACCAGCUUGGUCCGAUGCGUCACAAGAGGAGCUAUCACGGACCAUCACACCAUCGCCCGUAUCGACAUCAUCAUGGCAUGGGUAUUCCUCCUGGCGGUGGCUUCAAGAGAAGCGGCUCUCCCUACCGCCAAAUGGGAGGUGGAGCAGGAGCCCCACCCGGCGGACCAGGCGACAUGACCAUGCCGUCGUGGGAGCGUUACAUGUCUUCGGCAGCAGCUGCAGAAGCUUAUGUGGCGGACUACAUGCGCAACAUGCACGGCCAACUGCCGCCGUUGCCCUUCGUUCCUCCGUUUGCCCAGCUGCCAAUGCCAGGAGCUGGGGCGGGAGCAGCGGGCGCCCUUCCACCAGGAGCAACGGCUGCUAUGUACGAGCAGCUGCCGCCACCGGUACGGUACUACGAUGGGCCGGGUGCACCACCGUUGCCGGAUUAUCCACCUCCCCAACGACCACCACCACCGGGCUUCGAUAAAGCACCGAGCUACGAAGAGUUUGCCGCCUGGAAGAACGCUGGCCUGCCCACAGUGCCACCGCCGGGCUUUCCCGUCUACGGCGGAGCAGCGAAUGGCGGUAGCAAUGGAGCAGGUGGGGUAGCUGCAGCACAGUCGGCUGCCGGCGGAAUGGGAGGCGGUGGAGGUGGUGGAUCCGGCGGAAUGGGUGGACCCGGUGGCUAUCGGAAUCGGGACGGCAACAACGGCUCCGCGGGCGGUCGUCGACGGGAGUACGGAAAUCGCAGCGGAUCAUCGCGGGAUUCGCGACCGUUUCGCGAGCGUGGUGGUGGCGGCGGCCAACGAAGCUAUCGGGACAACAGACGCUAGGCCGGAUCGAGAUCGUGCACUUGGCCUCGCUAGAAUCGGAAAGUGUAAUCCUAAUCCUCUCGCGUGUGAAAAUUCAAAAAGAAAUAUUGAAUGCGUAACGGUAUAAGCAAAAAGUUAUUAUGAUAAAACCGCAAAACCCUAGACCCACGAAAACCGGCUAUCGUCUAAAGUCGAUACAACUCUCUUUUCCCCUUUCUCUCUGUCCCGCUCACCAAACACCCCCACCACCCACACUAUGAUUUAAACAAACUUACGACUUAAGCAAAUUUCAAAAGAGCAGAGAUCUUAAUGCUAAUUAAAUAUUUUAAAACACAAAAAAAAUACAAAAUGAAAGAGAGAAAAUGUGAACUUUAUUUAUCCAAAACCAAAAAAAAAAGAGAGAGAAAGAGACUUUUAAGAGACGCCCAACAACAACAACCACAACCAACAACACCAUGAACGAACUUAAGUUAACAUGAGAGCAGUGAUCAAACAGUGAUGUGUGUAUCGUGUGUGCCAAUCCCCUCAAAACCCCUUAUUCUCCACCCACCACCCCCUUAAGUUCCAAAAACGAGAGUUGGACAUAGCAAAAGAAAUCCGAAAAUCAAAGGGACAAUAUGUCCCACAAAGACUUUCAAAGACCUACAAGGAGCCUAGCUCCGAAUGGGGAUUAUAAGUUAUAAUCACUGCUACCUAACUUCAAAGACGAGGGUCCAGUCGUUUCGAUCCGAUUCAAGCUUCCUUAUACGUAGUAUAAAACUAAUGCAAUCAUUUUUAACACUUACAUGUCUUGCCGACAGAAGACCAUUUAUCCCAGAAACAGACACACAUCCGCCUAAAUUUUGGCCCGGAGUUUAUCGCUCCGGGUCCCUUUGGCCCCUUAGAUAUCCGAACCAUAGCAAAUCCGAACUGUUUGACCCUUAAGAUGGUCACCAAUUUCCCAACGAUUUCACUCUAUGACUGCCACAUUUUCGCGCUUUACCAGAGCUUAGACCGCCGACAAACACUCAAACACAUUCCCGGACAGACCUAGGGAGUUUGCUCUGUUUCUUUGCAGGAUAUGUAACCCAUUCGCAGGACCUUGGAUUUAAAAAGGAAAACCAUACAUGAGCAGAAGAAAAUUGAAAAUAAACACUUGGAAAGACUGAUGCCAAAUAAAGAAUAGCGAUAUUUUUAUUAAAUA